Messenger RNA from Linum trigynum, 237 nucleotides. The record is from the annotation of a GenBank genome assembly. NCBI's taxonomy places the organism in Eukaryota, Viridiplantae, Streptophyta, Magnoliopsida, Malpighiales, Linaceae.
AUGUAUGUAUUCGUAGAUGAGGAUGAGGAAUUACAUUGUGCACCCUCGAGUACUGUUACAGAUGCAAUGACGGGUAAACAGAGUGAGCUUCGUAGGAGUGCACGAGUGAGAGAGCUCCAUGAUGAAGAAUUAGAGUGUGAAGAGGAGGAAGAGGAGGAGGAUGGUGAGGAGAUUGCUUUGGAGGAUGAUGAAGAUGUAGUGGUGGCUGGACGGACCUACUUGGAUGAUGAAGAAUGA